Molecule: messenger RNA, 1635 nt
Organism: Pseudovirgaria hyperparasitica
Lineage: Eukaryota; Fungi; Ascomycota; Dothideomycetes; Acrospermales; Acrospermaceae
Exons: 1
Coding region: 442-1593 (383 amino acids)
Source: RefSeq, a predicted model, not a curated record
GUCACUGAGCGUUUACCACACCCGAAUAAGGCUAGACCGGCAUUUAUUCUGACAGGCCAACUAAUCCCUAACCUGGUAAUAUGGCUAUGCGGGGGAUUAUCGUUGGGGCUAAUUAGAGCUGUCUUGGAAACGGGCCGACGCCGUGGCCGUGGCCGUGACCGUGACCGUGCAAUUGCUUAUCAUCCUUUGCGGCGUUCCUGUAAAAUCCUUCUUCAGCUGCCUGCUGGUAGCUCGUGGUAGGUGCGUCUGAUACCAUUUCAUCUCUCUGCUCUUCCCCACGUUUUUAUUCCUGAUCUCUGAUUUCUGAUUUUUUGUAUUCUUGGUUUCUGGUCUCUCAUGGACAACUACCACCACACCGGAACCGGACAUCUGGACCCUGAAAAUCUCGACUAUAUUAACGUGUAAAUGAGGAGCCUAUCCAGGCGCGACUAAGCCUUCACCAUGCCGGACCAAUUGGAUUCGGGAAAUGGCAGCACCAAAGGCUAUCGUGGGGGGAACGAACUCAUCAACCAGGCCAUGAUGGCUUUCACGGCUAUCGCUUGGGCUAAUGCCAUAGAACUUACUGUCCUCAUCUUUGUGGUCUUCAAGAGAUAUGAGGGUACUUACUUUUGGAGUCUACUUCUCAGCACUCUUUCAAUCGUGCCAUACUCGAUUGGAGCCUGGAUCAAACAGGUCUACACCCCAUAUCGGGAUUCAGUGCCAUCUCUGUUACCCGUCGCGUUUCUCAACAUCAGCUGGCUCAUUCUGAUACCUGGCCAAUCGAUUGUACUGUGGUCUCGUCUGCACCUAAUCAUACACAAUCGGCGACAGUUACGUUUCAUACUCUGGCUCAUCAUUGUAAACUGGUUCUUAUUCUGUAUUCCUACAACUGUAUUCACAUGGGGCUCCAAUACCCACCAAGGUCCUUUUGUCACUGGCUACGCCGUAUACGAGAAGAUCCAAAUGGUCGCAUUCUCAUUACAAGAAAUCUACAUCUCCGGCAUCUACGUUUGGGAGGUCCGCAAAGUACUAGCCUUCGUUUUCGAGCGAAACUCCAGAAAGAUUAUGUGGGAACUCGUCGCCAUCAAUGUCUUUAUCAUCGCCCUUGACAUCGCCCUACUCGCCGUCGAGUUCAUGAACAUGUACCAAGUCGAAACGACCUUUAAAGGCAUGGUCUACAGCAUUAAGCUGAAGCUUGAAUUCGGUGUCCUCAGCAAACUUGUCAAAGUCGUCCUCGAGCGAAAAGAUUCGCACGCCCGCAUCCCCUCCAAAACACAAGAAUCCGCUAUGGACCUCAGCCAAUUCCCAGCCAGCCCGAGCGAAACGCCACAGGUCCUGACUACGGAGCAGUUCACAAGGAGUUGUAUAGGUUCAGUCUCCACUCGCAAAGGCUCCAUCAAGCACAUCGAACAUAUGACACGCGACUUCAACUUACCAGCCGAAUGGCGCCGCAACCAUUCUGACGAUCUGGGACAUACUGGACCCCUCGUUUUGCACGAAGAGGAUGGCCUUGUGGAUAGGCCGAGAAUGGCGAAACGCGAAUCGCAGAUGUCUGAUAUCGCGCUGCAGUAUCCUGGACGACUAGACAGCGUGCCAGGCGCCACGACCACGUAACAGCACAUCUGCAUCUGGAGGAGCGCUUAUGCGGAGUGCCUC